Molecule: messenger RNA, 1035 nt
Organism: Humulus lupulus (European hop)
Lineage: Eukaryota; Viridiplantae; Streptophyta; Magnoliopsida; Rosales; Cannabaceae
Product: G-type lectin S-receptor-like serine/threonine-protein kinase At1g61550
Exons: 3
Coding region: 1-1035 (344 amino acids)
Biological process (GO): recognition of pollen
Source: RefSeq, a predicted model, not a curated record
AUGAAUGCAAACAAUAAUGGCUUUGUAGCUUUAUUCUAUCGAAUUAUACUAUUCUACACUUUUUCAUCUAAAUGUUUCUCCGCAAUUUAUAACAUAACUUCAUCCCGAGCUUUAUCUCAGGGCCAAACUCUGGUAUCCUCAAACCAAAUUUUCGAGUUAGGCUUCUUUAGUCCCAAUAACUCUGCAAAUAAGUACGUGGGAAUCUGGUAUAAGCAAAUCUUACCCCUUACAGUUGUGUGGGUGGCAAACAGAGACAACCCUCUCACAGUUGCAGACUCUCCACCAAGUCUAACCAUUGGCAGCAAUGGAAAUCUUGAGCUCUUGGAUAGAAACAACAACUCUGUUUGGUCAACCAAUGUCGAAAUCCAAUCCAAUAUUAGUUCAGUGGCAAUUCUUUCAGAUUACGGAAACUUAAUUCUCAAAUAUGGUACACAGUACUUAUGGGAGAGCUUUAAGCAUUCUGGGGACACAUUCUUACCAGGAGCAGAGUUGGGUUUUAAUGUCAAAACUGGGGAGAGUUUUGUCUUGACUUCAUGGAAAAGCAAUAGUCACCCUUCAGCUGGGUUUUCGAAAGUGAAACCACCACAAGCUUUCAUUUGGAUCAACGGAUCAACGCCGCUGUGGAGAAGUGGACCAUGGGCUAAAACUAAGUUCACGGGCGGCGACUGGUAUACGAACUGGAAGGCACCAGCUACUCGGUGCGACAUAUAUGGAGCUUGUGGACCUUUUGGGGUAUGCAACGACGCUGGAUCUCCCAUUUGUAAGUGUUUGAAAGGUUUUGAACCAAAAUCAUUUGGAGAGUGGAGCAAAGGGAACUGGACUGGAGGGUGCAAGAGACGAAACAAACUAAGUUGUGCCAAAAACACCACUGGUUUAGCUUCACGGAGAGACAAGUUAGCAAAGGAAAUUUGGGAGGCGCUGCAAAAGAAAUAUGAUACAGAAGAGGCAGGGACUAAAAAAUAUGAUGUUAGUCGCUACCUGAAGUAUCAGAUGGUGGACGAUAAAUCUGUGGAGGCCCAAUCUCACGAAAUUUAG